GAGUUGCAGGAGCUUAAGGCGCAGAUUCAGAAGUUAUUACAACUCGGUUUCAUUCGACCGAGUGUGUCACCUUGGGGAGCACCCAUUCUCUUUGUCAAGAAGAAGGACGAAUCCAUGCGCAUGUGUAUCGACUACCGGGAUCUGAACCGGUUGACGAUCAAGAACAAGUAUCCGCUUCCCAGGAUCGACGACUUAUUUGAUCAGCUGAGGGGAGCCUGUGUGUUUUCAAUGAUUGAUUUACGAUCAAGCUACCACCAGCUGAAGAUUAAGGAGUCAGAUAUCGCUAAGACCACUUUCAGGACUCGUUACGGCCAUUACGAGUUCGUCGUUAUGCCAUUCGGUCUCAGCGAUGCUCCAGCAGUUUUCAUGGACCUCAUGAACCGUAUUUUCCAUCCCUACCUCGAUCAGUUUGUUAUUGUCUUUAUUGACGAUAUUCUUAUCUACUCGAAGAGCCAGAAGGAGCACGAGGAGCAUCUGAGGGUGGUUCUCGAAACCCUCAGACGAGAGAAGUUGUUUGCAAAAUUCUCACAAUGCGA
Messenger RNA from Striga hermonthica, 536 nucleotides. Lineage: Eukaryota; Viridiplantae; Streptophyta; Magnoliopsida; Lamiales; Orobanchaceae. The record is from the annotation of a GenBank genome assembly.